Molecule: messenger RNA, 387 nt
Organism: Eruca vesicaria subsp. sativa (arugula)
Lineage: Eukaryota; Viridiplantae; Streptophyta; Magnoliopsida; Brassicales; Brassicaceae
Source: the annotation of a GenBank genome assembly
AUGGCGACAUAUGAUAUUGUCUCUGACAUGGAGUAUGUUUUGGCAGAGGAGUUCUCAAGAGUGUGUGACGAUUACUGGCGUGUUGAUUUUGAUGACGAGAAAGUUUCAAUUCCACCAUAUAUGUGUGAAUCACCAAUUUGUGUAAUGAGGACUUUUGAAGGACAUGGUGGUCGUUAUCCUUACCGUGAUUUGGUGAAUAGUUAUUGUAAUGUGGGACUACAUCGUUAUAAUAUGAUCGAGGUUUGGAUUGAUGAAAAACGUUAUGGGCAUUUGGAUUUUAUUUUCUAUGUUGCUAGACUCAAAGAAUCUAGAGGUGAAGGUGACUCACCCAGAGGCCAUUCAUACCACAUUAUCAUGGUGGUCCAGAGGCCAUCAUUCUCUUUGUAA